AUGGCGACGGCUUCUCAUUCCUCAACCAAACGUUUCAUCAGACCUAUAUUCAUCCGCUUAUUCUCCACAGUCACACCAAAAAAUCAGCCGAACCCAUUUUAUAAGAAGACGUUUUCCCAUUUGUUCCAAGAAUGCUCCAGAGAGCGAUCCCUCGAACCGGGCCGGCAGGCCCACGCCCGGAUGAUAGCAUCGGGCUUCGAACCCACGGUCUUCGUCGCCAACUGUUUGUUGAAGAUGUACAUACGAUGCUCCCGUUUGGACACCGCUCGUAAAGCGUUUGAUAAAAUGCCCCAACGGGACGUGGUCUCGUGGAACUCUUUGAUUUCUGGGUAUGCAGUCAGUGGGAAAAUGGAUUUGGCCCAAUCGAUUUUUGGAUCGAUGCCCGAGAGGGAUGUGAUUUCGUGGAACUCUCUGAUCUCUGGUUACUUGCAUACAGGGAAUUGUUUAAGGCCAGUCGAGAUAUUCAUGGAGAUGGGGAAAGAAGGUUUGGCUUAUGACGAGACCACUUUUGCCGUUGUUCUGAAAGCCUGUUCGUGUUUAGAAAACUGCUAUUUGGGUUAUCAGGUGCACUGUGUUGUGGUAAAAUCGGGAUUCGAGGAUGAUGUGGUAACGGGUAGUGCGAUUUUGGAUAUGUACGCAAAAUGCAAGAAUUUGGACGAGUCCCUACACUUUUUUCACACGAUGCCGGUGAGAAAUUGGGUUUCCUGGAGCGCGAUAAUCGCGGGAUGCAUUCAAAACGACGAGCAUAUACGCGGCUUGCAACUGUUUAAAGAGAUGCAGAGGGAAGGAAUUGGGGUCAGCCAGUCUAUAUACGCAAGUGUUUUUAGGUCUUGCGCUAGUUUAUCGGAUUUAGCGUUGGGCUGUCAAUUGCAGAGCCAUGCACUGAAGAGCGAUUUUGGGUCCGACACCAUUGUGGGGACCGCCAUGCUGGACAUGUACGCGAAAUGCGACAGUUUAGUUAAUGCUCAGAAAGUUUUCGACUUUUUGCCGGAUUACAAUUUGCAGUCUCAUAACGCGUUAAUCACAGGUUAUGCCAGAAGUCAUUGUGGGUUCGAAGGUUUCGAGUUGUUUAUACGUUUAUUGAGGUCCGGUCUCGGUUUUGACGAAAUAAGCCUGUCGGGCGCAUUCAGUGCCUGUGCAGUAAUCAGAGGACGCUUAGAAGGAACUCAAUUGCACAGUUUAGCUGCCAAGACUCCGUUUUUACACAGUAUUUGCGUUGCAAAUGCCAUUUUGGAUGUGUACGGUAAAUGUGGAUCUUUACACGAAGCUCGUCAAAUAUUUGACGAGAUGGAAGUAAGAGAUGCCGUGUCGUGGAAUUCUGUCAUUGCAGCUUGUGAACAGAACAAAAACGACGAGACCUUGUCGUUAUUUGUUUCCAUGCUUCGAUUAAGGAUGGAGCCGGAUGAGUUCACGUUCGGGAGCGUAUUAAAAGCUUGUGCGGGAGAACGAGCUUUGGGUCAUGGGAAGGAAGUUCACGGGCGGGUAAUUAAAUCCGGGUUGGGAAAGGACUCGUUCGUUGGGAGCGUGCUAGCCGAUAUGUACUGCAAGUGCGGGAUGGUGGACGAGGCGGCCGAGAAGCUUCACUGGAAAAUGGAGGACCAAACCUUAGUUUCUUGGAACGCGAUAAUCGCGGGCCUCUCGUCGGCCGAACAAAGCGAGCGGGCCCAGAAGUUCUUCUCGAGUAUGUUGGAAACGGGCCUUAGGCCCGACAGCUUCACGUACGCCACGAUCCUCGACACGUGUUCCAACGUGGCGAACGUCGGGCUCGGGAGGCAGAUACACGCUCAGAUAAUCAAGCAAGAAUUGCAGUCCGACGUGUACAUCGCGAGCACGCUGGUCGACAUGUACUCCAAGUGCGGAGACUUGCUAGACUCGGUCAUGGUUUUCGAGAAAUCGUCCAAACGCGACUUUGUGACGUGGAAUGCCAUGGCUUGCGCGUACGCCUACCACGGGCUCGGUCGAGAAGCUUUGAUCACGUUCGAGAGGAUGAAGCUCGAGGGAAUAGUCCCGAACCACGCGACUUUCGUGGCGGUCCUUCGAGCGUGUGGGCACGUAGGGCUUGUAGACGAGGCGCUCGGUUACUUCUCCCUUAUGAAAAACGAGUACAAGUUGGAGCCUCAGCUCGAGCACUACUCGUCGAUGGUGGAUAUUCUAGGGAGGUCAAGCCGUGUGGCAGAUGCACUAAAGAUGAUUCAAGAAAUGCCCUUGGAAGCCGAUGAUGUGAUUUGGAGGACGCUUUUGAGCACGUGUAGAAUGCACGGGAAUGUGGAGGUAGCCGAGAAGGCGACGAGUGCCCUUCUCGAGCUUGACCCACAAGACUCGUCGGCUUGCGUGCUUCUAUUGAAUGUGUAUGCGGAUGCAGGGAUGUGGGGCCGGGUUUCGGAGAUGAGGAGAGUGAUGAGGCAUGGGAAGAUGAAGAAGGAGCCCGGAUGCAGUUGGGUCGAGCUGCAGUCGGAAGUGCACAUGUUUCUUGCCGGAGAUAAGGCGCACCCUAAGUGCCGUGAGAUUUACGGGAGAUUGAAUUUGUUGAUUGGAGAGAUGAAGAUGGAUGUUUGUGGAGAGGUUUUGAGGAUGGAUGAAUCUUGGGCAGAUGAGGUGUAA
Messenger RNA from Striga hermonthica, 2601 nucleotides. The record is from the annotation of a GenBank genome assembly. Lineage: Eukaryota; Viridiplantae; Streptophyta; Magnoliopsida; Lamiales; Orobanchaceae.